UCAGCUGAAUAGGGAAGUCGAUAUUCCCUUAGAAACGAUUUUACCAAGUCUCUAAUCGAACCCAAGCACUCAAGCAGCCAAGCAAGUGAAGUGGUUUAUUGAAGAUAUACUUUAUUAUAAAACUAACGGACGCCCGCGACUUUGUCCACGUGUAAUUAAGUUUAUCACAAAUAUCGCGGGAAUCAUGUGUUUUUCGGGUUACAAUGUAGCCCAAUAAGUUGCUGAAUAACCUCAUCUAUCUUCCAGUGAAAGUCCCGAUAAAUGCUAUCUAUCUAACACUGAAAGAAUUUUUCGAAUUGGACCAGUAGUCCUAAGAUGCGCUUAUCUUAGGACUACAAGCAAACAAACUCUUUAGCUUUAUAAUAUUAGUAGGUAGUAUUGAUUAGUGAAAACAUUAACAAAAAAUUAAACUCGAUUUAUUUAUGAGUAUUAAAUUCACCGUUAGAUUGUAAAAAAAAUAAGAGGGUGAUAGCCUUGUGGAUAUGACUCUAACUCUGCCUCCAAUUCCGGAGGGUAUGGGUUCGAAUCCGAUCCAGGGUAUGCACCUCCAACUUUUCAGUUGUGUGCAUUUAAAAAAAUUAAAUAGGUAUCACGUGUCUCAAACGGUGAAGGAAAAUAUCGUGAGGAAACCUGCAUACCAGAAAAUUCUCACGAAGUCUGCCAAUCCGUAUUGGGCCAGCGUGGUUGAAUAUUGGCCUAACCCCUCUCAUUCUGAGAGGAGACUCGAGCUCAGCAGUGAGUCGAAUAUGGGUUAGUUUAUUAUAUAGGUAAGUACCCAACUACCCUUUUUUCGAUGUACCCAACGAUCACUUACGAUAUAUAAACAAACAUCGAUUAUUAAAUAUCUGUAAAAGAAAUCGACUUCUGGUAGCCAUCACUAAAAUUAAAAAUACAAAUAAAUACAAUCAAAAUAAUAAAUAAUAUCUGUUGCUAUUUUGAUUUUUAAAUAGGUACUAUGUAUAAGUAUUAUCUUGAGAUACUAAUUAUAGAACAUUACAUAUAAAUUAUCUCUUUGUUCCGGCAGAUGUCAUUGUAUUAUUAUUUGCUGUGACUUACACGCGAUGUACCGGCAUGUUUUCAUCUCAAAAUGCUGUGUUUUGGUGUUGCUUAGCCUAUCAAUGGUGUGUGAGGGAGGACAAUAUGCCUUCGUUACGUGGUCUUUUGAUAAAGCCAUCGUCUCUAUGACCGACAAUUCUUCAGAUAUUCCCGACUUGCACAUCGCGCGGGCUACUUACAGCAACGAAAUCAAUAAGACCGGUUGGGCCUUCUUAGAGUUGCACACUGCAGCCAAUGCAAGCAAUGAGAAGCAGGCGUAUGCUGCUGGGUUCCUCGAGGGCUUUCUCACGAGGGAGCUCAUUUGGAUGCAUUGGCAGAAUGUUCUCAAAGGGUAUUGCUACAAUAAAACAGACGUGUGUGGUUUGAUUGAGGACUUCGUUGACAAGAAUGAGGAUUACAUUGCAUCCAUGAUUUCAAUCCACCCUUGUGAUCCAUAUUGGCACCAGAUGAAACUGUACUACAUUCAGCUGGAAGGGUUGGCCGUGGGCUACAACCAGGCGACCAACGACCCGUACGAAUGGCUUACUAUACGGGACUUCAUUUGGCUCAACAUGCUGGGCGAGCUGGACGAGCUGGCGUUCUCGCUGUCCAUGCCGCGCGAGACUCCGGAGGGGUUACUGUUCGGAGACCACUGCAGCGGACUGGUCAAACUGCUGCCCGACCUGACCAACCUCUACAUUGGUCACACCACGUGGAAUGGCUACCACACCAUGUUACGGUUCCAGAAGAAGUAUGUACUGAACUACAAACAGUCCCCUGCCACGGACGAUCUGAUCCCGGGCCGGAAGAUGUCCUUCUCAUCUUAUCCAGGGUUUAUCAUGUCCCUAGACGACUUCUACGUGAUGUCGUCGGGGCUGGUGGCGGGGGAGACCACGCUCACCGUCAGCAACCGCACGCUCUACGAGUACGUCAGACCGGUGGGACAGAUCUCGGAGUUCGCACGUUCCAUGGUAGCGAACCGUCUGGCGACCAAUGGCAAGGAGUGGGUAGACAUCUUCCGCAGAUACAACAGCGGGACGUACAAUAACCAAUGGUAUGUGGUGGAUUACAACAAGUUCAAGGCAAAGAAUGCCAAGUCCAGUGGCGCAGUCCUGCCCGGCCUGCUGUGGGUCGUGGAACAGUUGCCCGGGUACGUCGAGGCGGCCGAUCUAACAGAACAACUGAAGAGGACGAGUUACUUCCCGUCGUACAACAUACCGUACUUUCCGCGUAUCUUCAACCUGAGCGGCGGGAACGAGCGCGUCGCGACCUUUGGCGACUGGUUCGGCUACCACACCACUCCUAGAGCGAAGAUGUUCAAGCUCAAACAGGCCGGCAUCUGCAACAUCCGCGAGAUGUUCCGCACCAUGCGCUACAACGACUACAAGCGCGACCCGCUGGCGCGCUGCGCCUGCCGCCCGCCCUACAGCGCCGGCAACGGCAUCGCCUCGCGGGACGACCUCAACCCGCCCAACGGCACGUACCCGUUCCAAGCGCUGGGGCACCGCAACCACGGCUCCCUGGACUCCAAGGUGACGAGCGCCACGCUGAGGCGCUCCUACCAGUUCCUCGCCGUGUCCAGCCCCGCCCACAACAUCUCGAGAGGCAUUCCGCCUUUCCGAUGGAGUGAAUUCGACAUGGGCCCGCAUUUGUCUCACGUGGGUCACCCCGACCUGUGGAUGUUCGCACCCGUCCUACACCGCUGGGAGUGGGGGUGAUUUGUGUUAGGCUAGCCACAAACGGUCAAUUAUUCUCACAUUUCUGUAGCACCCACUCCUAUAAUUGAUAGUGUGUCACUGCGUACAUGACUUGUAUAGUAUGCCGCGUGGGUACUGCCGUUUGCUUUUCAGAAACGUGAGAAUAAUUGACCGUCAAUGGCGACCUUUAGCUUGUAUGAAGUUAUCUGUCUUGUGGUUAAGAUGGUAAAAACGUACUUUUAUGGUGGUUGUACUGAGAAGAACUUGUAUGCAAAUAUUACUUUUUCGAUAGUUGUGGUAGUUUUAUUAUUGAGAAGAAUGUUGUUUUGGAGUAUCUGUUUUUAAAUAAAAAUAUUCAAAACUCAUAUAGAGAUAGUUACUAGGACAACUAAGGUUUUGGGUGUUCAAAAUUUUUUGGAGAUUGGUUUGAUGAGGUCGGUUUUUAUUAAGUUCAAAUAUAUAUUCAGUUUGAUACAGCUAAAUUAAAUUAUAUAUUUUUUGGUUAAAGUGUCCAAUAGCAGGAAACUGGUAGGUAAAUGUUUUAAAAUGAAAAAUUUCAUCUUGGUCAGUUUUCAUUAUGGGUUUUCUAUAUCAAAGUCACGGGCUUCCGCUAUUAUGUUUGACUCAAUACGGAAUGUAUUGAUGCUGUAAGUUAUAUUAUUACCUAUUAUAUAAGAAGAGUCAAUUUUAUUGAUUAUUUUAUUGUAACAAAAUAUUGUUUGUUGAUUGUGACUGAAUCUCAGAAAAUACUCAUUAUUAUAUUUUUACAUUUAGAUUACUUUAUUUUUAAUGUUAGAUACCUUUGCACAUUAUAUCUUUUGCCUUUGUAUAGAAUAUUUAAUAGUUUUACUAAACAUACAUAUCAUGUGAAAUAUUCAAUAUAUUAUGUUUUUUGGAU
This is a messenger RNA of Bicyclus anynana (squinting bush brown), 3630 nucleotides long. RefSeq names its product putative phospholipase B-like 2. NCBI's taxonomy places the organism in Eukaryota, Metazoa, Arthropoda, Insecta, Lepidoptera, Nymphalidae. Gene Ontology annotation, cellular component: extracellular region. The record is from RefSeq and is a predicted model, not a curated record. Gene Ontology annotation, biological process: phospholipid catabolic process. Bases 1062 to 2753 code for a protein of 563 amino acids. The transcript has 13 exons. Gene Ontology annotation, molecular function: glycerophospholipase activity.